Molecule: messenger RNA, 459 nt
Organism: Brassica rapa (field mustard)
Lineage: Eukaryota; Viridiplantae; Streptophyta; Magnoliopsida; Brassicales; Brassicaceae
Molecular function (GO): zinc ion binding
Source: RefSeq, a predicted model, not a curated record
AUGAGUAACGAAUCUGGAAAUUCGAGUGGAACCUCUGCCGGUCGAGCAAGAGGUAGGGUCGUUGGUGUGCCAAAGAGAUGUUGGUGUGGGGAAUUGGUGGUGUCGUUGAUGUCCAAGUCUACAGCAAAUCCUUACAGGAGAUACUAUCGAUGUGCAUUUGCGGCUGAGAAAAGGCUGAGUAACGAUAAUCACACAUACAAAUGGGUUGAUGAGGCGUUGGUUGAUGAGGCAGAAGCAUUGAAAAUUCAAUUAGGCAGACUUGAGCAGACAAUUGUUCAUGAGCGUGCAGAAGAAGAGAGAAAGAAGUUUGCAGAGUUUGAAAUGAAGUUAGAAAUUAUGCUUCACUCGAGGUUCAUCAACCCAAGUCAUUACUUCUUUCUCAAUUUCAUAGUCAUUGCGCUCUCUUCUAUUUUCACCAUCAGAGUCAACAUCAGGAGCUUCAACAUCGGGACUCUCUGA